ACCAGAAAUCAUGGUCAACAUCACUGCCACUAUACACCCAAGUAAUCUCCCAUGGCACCCCGAGGCGGUCCCUCUCUCCCGUGUCUCCUUGCAGGUCCAGGAGGUCUACCCUUUCCAUGACGGAUGGAAUGUGGCCUGCUUCAUCAUCCUUCUGCUCUUCAUCCUCACUGUGGUGUCUCUGGCUGCCUUGGCCGUGCUCUAUGAGCUACUGGACUGUGGGUGCUGUGCCAAAGGGAAGACACAUCACCAGCUACAGGAGGAGGGGCCGGGAAGCUGCGGCAAGCUCAUGUCCAGCAUUUGCAAAGAGCCGGAAUCCUGCACUGAGGUGGUAUAGGGGCAGC
Molecule: messenger RNA, 341 nt
Organism: Perca flavescens (yellow perch)
Lineage: Eukaryota; Metazoa; Chordata; Actinopteri; Perciformes; Percidae
Gene: smim18
Product: small integral membrane protein 18
Exons: 1
Coding region: 11-334 (107 amino acids)
Source: RefSeq, a predicted model, not a curated record